UGGAGGCUGGGGAUAAACAUUACCAUCCCAGCUGUGCCAGAUGCAGCCGGUGCAACCAGAUGUUCACAGAAGGAGAAGAGAUGUACCUGCAAGGAUCGACUGUUUGGCAUCCAGGCUGUAAGAACACCACCAGAACAGAGGAGAGGCACCGGGAGCGGCCUACGAGGUCGUCGUCCGAGAGUAUUUGUUCCAGACCUGGUUCAAGCAUACCGGGCUCACCGGGUCACACCAUCUAUGCAAAAGUAGACAAUGAGAUCCUUGAUUACAGAGACCUAGCUGCCAUUCCAAAAGUCAAAGCCAUUUAUGACAUUGAGCGCCCCGACCUUAUAACCUAUGAACCCAUGUACACCACCGCCCUGGAAGAGAGAGACGAGAGACGAGAGAGUGUGGCCGAGAUCCACACCGCCAGGAGGGAACGCUCCCCUUUACCUGAAGAUAAGCCUUCAAGAAACAUGUCACCGACCCCGUCUGGCGAGGGCUCGUACGACAGACGGGAACGGAUCCUCCAAAGGUCCACCAGUCAGGGCUCCAUCGGAUCACCUGUUUAUAAUCGCCAUGGUUACACCCCCACCCUGUCACGGUCACCACAACAUUUCCACAGGCCAGGUCAGUCCAGCAGGAGGACAGGGGUCACGGGGGUCACAGUCAAACUGGGUUCUGAUCUAAAGUUGGAACAGUGGUCCUGGUCUAAGAAACCCAGCUCUGUCAUUUCUUAAAUGUCGAGGGUUUCCAGUGC
Messenger RNA from Sphaeramia orbicularis (orbiculate cardinalfish), 736 nucleotides. Its product is annotated as actin-binding LIM protein 1-like. Gene Ontology annotation, cellular component: actin cytoskeleton; stress fiber. Gene Ontology annotation, biological process: cilium assembly; lamellipodium assembly. Bases 60 to 716 code for a protein of 218 amino acids. Gene Ontology annotation, molecular function: actin filament binding. The transcript is spliced from 8 exons. The record is from RefSeq and is a predicted model, not a curated record. Lineage: Eukaryota; Metazoa; Chordata; Actinopteri; Kurtiformes; Apogonidae.